CGUCUCGUGGUAAACACUUCACUUUCUUGAACGCUUUCAAGCACAAAGCACGAAAGCAUACUUGUUGGGAAUAACAAGAUACACCAAAUCCAAAGGUACACAUAUGUAGGCCUAGUGUGACCUCUCAAGUCUACCAGAAACCCCGCAAUACUCAGACGACAAUGCCUACAGCGCAGUCACAAAAAUCACGCGUGCCGCUUGGCGACGCAAGCGCCAGAACGAACCAAGAUGUCUCUGGUGUCGCAACUCCUGGCCUCAAGCCCCCACACCAGGCCCAGAAGACCAUGUCGUGGGAAGAGGCCGAAAAGGCCGCCAUGGCGGUUUUCAACGCGGAGCAGCCAGCCAGUAAAGACGUGCCUCGGAACCCCCAGUCUGAACAGAGCCAGAUGAAUGGUGCCCAGCAGGAUGCUGCAAAGGCCAAACCAGCCGCGGCGGAGAAGACGAAGAAGAGGAAGUCGAGCAGCAGCACAGGCGCAUCCACAGACACGGGCAGUGCCGCGAGCAAAAAGCGCAAGGCCGAGCAGUCGCUGGAGGAGGACAUUGCCAACUACACCCAGGACCUGAACGACCGAUUCGACCCCGACGGCCCGUGGGGGCCCAUGGACGAGAGCUGCCAGAAGGUGCGGGGCCGACUGACCAGGCUCUUCGAUAACGACAUCAUGACCAAGACGGCCUUCUGCGAUGCGAUCGGGGUCAGCAGCCACUCCCUGCGGGGGUUCCUCACCAACAAAGGCACCAUGGGCGGACAGGGCAGUUCGACCUACGACAACGCGUGGGUGUGGUUCAAGCAGCGGGAGCUGGCGGGCCUGAAGAUGCCCGACGCCAAGAGGCGCAAGCAGAAGAUUGCCGACCAGCAGGCAAAGGACAAGGGGACCGCGACGCCGAGUGGCAAGGCGCCUGCCAAGGACCUCGGCCUGCCCGACAUCAGCGACAUUGAGCUCCCGGGAGAGGGUGGGGACGUCGUGGCGUGCUUUGACAACUGCGACGAGGUGCGUCGCAAGAUCAACGCGCACAUGAAGAUCCCCGGUGUCACGGCGGCGCAGUUCUGCCGGGAUCUGUUCGCACAGUUGAGCGAGCCGGAGACCGGGGCGAUCCAGAGCUCGACGCUGACCCGGUUCCGCAACGCCAAGGGCCCCGUCGCGGGGGCCAAGUCGAUCGUGUACUACACCGCGUACGUGUACUUUGAGAAGCUUCGCAUCGCGCAGGGCAGGCCCAAGACGGAGCACCGCAAGAGGAUGGAGGAGGCUUGGGGGGUCAGUGGCAUGCGGCGUGAUGCGGACGACAACACUCGGUUCUUGACCUGUGGCAACGAGCGGCCAUGGGUUGAUGAGUUUGGAAAGUUCCAUUUCGGCCACAGAUGAAGCCUGCGAUGCUUGCGGGAAAAGAACUUGGAUUUCGGGACGUGGCGUUUAGAUUUUUUGGGUUUGUUUCUUCUUCAUGGGAAGAACAGGUGCCAAUGGCGCAAUCUGUGUACUAUAAUCAUUGGAUGGUAAAGUUUGGGUUUCCAUUGUGAGCUUAUAUUUUUCAUUGUGUCAGUGCACGUGGCAGGCGAAGUAUCUGCAAUAAGGUUGAAUCCCCGCGAUGACAGAAAGCGUUGACGGCGUAGUGUGGGUUUUGGCUGACAAUGGAACUGUUACG
Microdochium trichocladiopsis is the source of this 1638-nucleotide messenger RNA. RefSeq lists its product as uncharacterized. The coding region runs from base 162 to 1361 and encodes 399 amino acids. The record is from RefSeq and is a predicted model, not a curated record. NCBI's taxonomy places the organism in Eukaryota, Fungi, Ascomycota, Sordariomycetes, Xylariales, Microdochiaceae. The transcript has 3 exons.